Messenger RNA from Trichoderma breve, 2823 nucleotides. RefSeq lists its product as uncharacterized. The transcript is spliced from 4 exons. NCBI's taxonomy places the organism in Eukaryota, Fungi, Ascomycota, Sordariomycetes, Hypocreales, Hypocreaceae. Bases 1 to 2823 code for a protein of 940 amino acids. Gene Ontology annotation, molecular function: protein binding; RNA binding. Gene Ontology annotation, cellular component: nucleolus. The record is from RefSeq and is a predicted model, not a curated record. Gene Ontology annotation, biological process: positive regulation of transcription by RNA polymerase I; positive regulation of rRNA processing.
AUGGCGGGUAGCAAGCUCUCCAGGCCCCAGGAUAAAUCGACCAAAAAGCGAAAGAGAGACCUGAACGAGGCCGAUGCGCGAUCAAAGAGAUCACGGCCGCAGCAAGGCGAUGAGGAGGAACAGGCAGAGUCUCCAGCUGACGGAGACUCUGAAAUCGAGGAUAACCUUCAAAAUGGAGCGUUGUUGAGGUCAAAAAGCAAUGGUGAUGAGAGACUGAUCGGCCGUUUUUUUGAUGGAGAAACUGGCUGGAGAAUCUCUAAGCCUAUGGGCGGUAGAAUGCUCGACAUUGAUCCAAUCCUUACCCAAGAUGACCAAUACCUUAUCUUGACAUACAACACCUCCAUUCAAGUGUACACAGCUAGCGACUCCUUACUCUUGAGACGAAUCCCGAUAGGCGCCGCCGAUGCCUCUUCGUCAAAGGGCACGUCUCCUGCGAACAUUGUUGCGACCAAACUGUCCAUCCAGAACCCCGAAUACCUCUGGGUUGCCUGCUCAGACGGUCGCAUUUACUUUGUGAACUGGACAGAGACCGCCGAGACACACCAGAGCUUCCAGACGGUGACAGGCACGGCUCAUGCAAUCACGGUGACCGCUACCGAGGUUUCGGGCUCAAAGGCCGAUGUUAUCGUGGUAGCUGAAUCAGCCAAGUCAAAUCGGAUGGAAUUGACCGCAUAUGGCGGGGAUAUUCUCUCAUCUCCGCUCUCAAAGGUUAUUUUGAGCACCAAGAAGUCGGGCAAUGGCUUGCACUUGAUUGAGUCUAGCCAGGAUGGCCUUGUCUUGGUCGGUGCUCUCAAUGACUCUCUGUUCCUUGGUGUAGCCUCACACAAGCAGUCAGUCGGUUUCGAACAGCUGCAGUACGACUUCUUUUCAUUCGACGUGCCCGAUAUCAUCACCACUCUCGAUUUCAGAGUUUAUCCAGCUUCUGCCCUGAACAAGUCCAAGGGACGACGCGACUCUGAGAACGUCGUGGACGUUAUUGUUGGUGGUGCACGAGGAGCUAUCUAUCUCUACCAUGAUGCUCUCUCUCGAAGCCAAUCACUUGGAAAGUCCAAUUCCUCUAAGGAGGGCAUCCAAGCCCAGAAAUUCCACUGGCACCGAAAGGCGGUCCAUGCCGUCAAGUGGUCUCGAGACGGCAACUACAUGAUCUCUGGAGGUUCUGAAAACGUCCUUGUGCUGUGGCAGAUGGAUACCGCCAAAAAGGAUUUCCUUCCACACCUGUCAGGCAGUGUAGAAAACAUUGUCGUUUCCACCAGCGGAUCAUCCUACGUUGUGCAUCUGGAUGACAACUCAACAAUGGUCUUAUCCACUGCUGAACUUAAGCCGACCACAUAUAUUUCUGGCAUUCAAUCCGCCGCCGCCGAAGCUUCGACACCUAAAGACUUGCUCGUGCAGCGCGUUUGGUCAGUAGCGGAUACAGUGCGACGGCCUAUACCCGCUGCAAUCAACGCAACGGAACCCUCCAAGCUUCACUCUUUUGACCUCGAAACCUUUACGAGCAUCUCCAAGCAGGCUUUAGCUCGGACACAACCUACAGACGUCAACUUGACCAACAAGGGCUACGCCAUUGAAGAGCCUGUCGUUACACACAUUGCCUUUUCUGCAGAUGGAAAGUGGCUGGCCAGUGUCGAUGACUGGACUCCUACAAAUAGGGAUGUCGCAACAGUUAGUGGCGAGGCCGGCGACCAGUUCCUCAAGGAGAGGCACGAGUCAUACCUCAAGUUUUGGCAGGUCAACGGCGAGGAUAACUCAAUUGCCCUUGUAUCUAGGAUUAAUGCGCCUCAUACAACGAGCCACCCCGAGACUGUCCUUGAUCUUGCAUCGAACAAUGCCUCAACUUGCUUCGCCACUAUUGCUGGAGACGGCAUUGUUCGUCUAUGGCGACCAAAGGCUCGCCAGCAAGAAGGUUCGCGAAACACAGAUGCCAAUGUGGAGUUCACUUGGGUUUGCUCCCGGAUAAUUCCCAUUGGCGAUGGACUUGGUGUCGUCGCAGACAUCCCCGGCGAUGCGGCUGGUUCUGCACAGGCCCAAGCCCGCCUCGCAUUUUCGGAAGACGGUUCUACUUUGUUUGCCGCAUUUGGCGCUCUCGACACGGGAGCAGUGUAUGUUAUCAAUGCGGCCUCUGGUGAAGUCGUCAAGAUUCUGGAGGGUCUCUGGAAGGGACAGCUGCACUCAUUGCGAGUCCUGUCACAGUAUCUGAUUGUGCUUUCCGAGGAGCUGCAUGUCUAUGAUGUUGUGAGCGACGAUCUACGGUAUGGAAUUGUUGUCCCUAAGACUGGAGCCGAUGAGCUACUACAGCUUGCUGUCGACUCGGUAACUGGCCACUUCGCCGUCACCCUUCCUCUCGGAAACACCUCUAGCAUAGGAGUCUUCCACCCCAGCGAACCUGAGCCGCUCAUCGUUUGCAACACCCCCCAUCGAAUCGUGAGCCUCGUUUCAGUACCCGGAACCAGUGGCUUUGUCGCGCUUGAUGAUGUUGCCCAGAUCUGGACCAUUACCGAAGGCUCCAACGCGUCGACCAUCUUGGCUGCUCAGCCCCUUCAAGAUUUGCGACUCGAUAAUGCUUCUCAGGAGGCUGAUAAUAACAAGUUGGCCGUCCUCUUGGGAGGAGACGCUGAGAGCGAUGAUGAGAUGGAGGAGGCCCAGAACGCAGACGAGGAUGUGGAGAUGGAUGACGAUGAUGUUCAGACCAACAUUAUACCCCAACAAUACCUGGCAGACAUUUUCGACGCUGCCCCAGCCUUUGCCGGCGCUUCUAUCGAAGACAUGUUUUACAAGGUCACUGGUCUCCUUGCAACCAAGCCACUAUCGGCUACUUCUGUAUAA